AUGGCCGAGGACCGUGAAUAUCCCGAGCCCUAUGUUGGUUUUAUUGGGAAAUAUCAGCAGGAAGAACCGUCGGCGGAUGAAUACCAGGUGGAAGCUCAGGAUGAGCUACUCAUGCACAACUAUACAACCCUACCAGACAAUUGCAAGAAGUAUUGGAGAAAACGUUAUCAAUUGUUCAGCAAGUUCGACGAGGGAGUCUACAUGACAUCCGAGUUGUGGUACUCGGUGACACCCGAGUCUGUGGCCAUUUUCACUGCCAAACUUUUCAAAGCAUUAUUGCCUGAGGCUCGCCAAGUUCUCGAUAUCUGCUGUGGAGGAGGAGGUAAUUCGAUACAAUUUGCAGAGAUCUUUGAGAGCGUGGGAGCAGUUGACAUCAACGAGAUCAAUGAACAAUGCACCAGACAUAACGCUGCCAUCUACGGAGUUGAAGACAAGUUGUGGUCUUUUAUUGGAGACUGGAAUGAGAUCAGCUGUCCCCACGACGAUGGAUCGGUUUAUAUGGACUGGAUUCCUGAAAACCUCCGCAAAAACCCAUCAAAUACUACCUUCGACUUUAUUUUUGCAUCUCCUCCAUGGGGUGGACCCUCAUACACCAAAAAGAGCCAGGAGUUUGAUCUUUAUAGCAUGGAACCGUUUCCCUUGGACUCGUUUUUGAGUCAGGUAUUACAGUAUAGUCGCAACAUUGGGCUAUUUUUGCCGAGGAACCUGAACUUGGAGCAAAUCAGUGAAGUUACAAGGGAGAUAUUCGGUGAUGAGGCCCAGUGCAGAGUCAUUACAGUCUACAACGAUACCCAUCCUGUUGGGAUCCUCGCACUCUUUGGAAAGGACCUCACUAGGGAUUUGGAUUAUGACGAGAUUUUUGGAGAGUAA
Molecule: messenger RNA, 870 nt
Organism: Suhomyces tanzawaensis NRRL Y-17324
Lineage: Eukaryota; Fungi; Ascomycota; Pichiomycetes; Serinales; Debaryomycetaceae
Product: RNA methyltransferase
Exons: 1
Coding region: 1-870 (289 amino acids)
Biological process (GO): 7-methylguanosine cap hypermethylation; 7-methylguanosine RNA capping
Cellular component (GO): nucleus
Molecular function (GO): RNA cap trimethylguanosine synthase activity
Source: RefSeq, a predicted model, not a curated record